Trichomonas vaginalis G3 is the source of this 828-nucleotide messenger RNA. Its product is annotated as glycine-rich protein family. Bases 1 to 828 code for a protein of 275 amino acids. The transcript has a single exon. The record is from RefSeq and is a predicted model, not a curated record. NCBI's taxonomy places the organism in Eukaryota, Parabasalia, Trichomonadida, Trichomonadidae.
AUGUUGGUGAAAGUGGAAAAAGAAAUGGUAACAAACGUACCUUUAAUGGAUCCAUCCCGCGCUGAAGUCAAUAGUAUUUUCUGCUACUCAGGUGGAGGUGCUACAGACGUUCGAUUAAAAAACAGUACAGAUAUUGAAGGUCUCAAAUCAAGAAUUAUUGUUGCUGGUGCUGGCGGUGGUGUUACUCUUGAUAGUUAUAUUGAAGAUAAUAACAACAAUCCAACAAAUGGGACAGGAGGUCACGGAGGAAAUCUCAAUGGUGGUGAUGGAAGUUAUUCUCACCAUGGAAUAGUGAGCUCCACUUAUAUCCCUGCCACAGGAGGAAGCCAGACUAGAGGCGGUAAAACAGGAAUUUCCGAUUAUGAAAAUUUUGUUAACGGUCAAGAUGGAGUGUUUGGAAUGGGAGGUAAUAGUACCAAAGAUCAGUCUUCGAUUUCUGGAGGUGGUUCUGGCUACUUCGGAGGUGGUGGAGGAUCUGUUUCGAUCGAUAGACAUGGAACUGGCGCAGGAGGUUCUUCGUAUGUGUCAGGCUGCAACGGUUGUAACAGUGUUUCGAAAUAUUAUUCAGUCGAAAACAAUAACUCGUUCAUUGGUCCUGUUCACUACUCAGGACUUUCAUUCACCAGUAUUCAAAUGCUUUCUGGUGAUGAAAAACUUCCAUUGUAUACAUCAUCGAAAAUUGAUCAUUAUGUUGAAUAUGAACAAGGUCAUUUAGGUGAUGGUGCAUUUAAGAUUACUAUUCUUUCACGUAUUAAUAUCUGUUCAUGUAAUAUUAUUAUCUAUUCCAGAUUUUUCUCACUCGGACUAAUAGAUCUUUUAGUUUCUUAA